CCCUCUUACGGGUCUCACACCUUUCGGAGAACCUGAACAGCAGGACAAGACCGUUCACUGAGAUCUGAAAGGGUUUUGUUUGCCGGAAAAUCAGUGGACUCACUAUUUUAAGUUUUGUUCUGUCAUUAGAUAAAGAGCCAGCAUGUCGAUGGGCAUGGAGAUCGUGGGCAUCGCCCUUGGAGUCCUUGGAUUUAUCAUUGCGAUAGUGACAUGUGCCCUGCCAAUGUGGAAGGUGACGGCCUUCAUCGGAGCCAACAUUAUCACGGCUCAGACCAUCUGGGAGGGUUUGUGGAUGAACUGUGUCACCCAGAGCACGGGCCAGAUGCAGUGCAAGGUCUACGACUCGUUGCUGGCCUUGCCUCAGGAGCUGCAGGCGUCCAGAGCGAUGACCAUCAUCUCCAUCAUACUUGGAGUGCUGGGGGUCAUGAUCUCCAUCGUCGGCGCCAAGUGCACCAACUGCAUCGAAGACGAGGCGUCCAAGGCUAAAGUGAUGAUCAUCUCCGGAAUCUUCUUCGUCCUCGCCGGCCUUUUGGUCCUCAUCCCCGUCUCCUGGACGGCCAGCGUCAUCAUCCGGGAUUUCUACAACCCCAUCCUGACCAACGCGCAGAGGAGGGAGCUGGGCGCAUCGCUCUACAUCGGCUGGGGAGCGGCCGCCUUGCUCCUGAUCGGUGGCGCCAUGCUGUGCAGCAGCUGCCCGCCAAAAGAGAAGCAGUACAAGAUGCCCCGGAUGGCGUACUCCGCCCCGCGCACCGUCAGCGCAGGUGGAGGCUACGACAGGAAAGACUAUGUUUGAAUGGAUAAAGUUUGGGUGAGAUGUAACGAAAAUGUUUGCUGCACAUGAGUGUUUGUGUGUGUCUGUGUUGUUUUUUGCUGUGUGAAACCACAGGGGGAACCCUGCAAAAAGACUCCGACAUGAAGAUGUUUGUACAAAUCCUGAUCUUUCUGCUUCUAUUUUCGGCAGGUGUGUCUUGUUUAAGAGGCUCUGACGUUCAGUAUAUGAACAGCGAGUUUUCCAGUAAAAAAAUCAUUUUGUUCUUUUGAAAUGUGUGAGCACAUGUUGUAUUAUAUUUAUACUGAAACUUCUGUGGCAUUAUGUGAGGUUGAAAACACCUGCUUCUUGUCUGUGUGUGUGUGUGUGUGUCUCUGUAUUUAGCUGUUGGCUGACUGGGGUCGAGUUUCACUGAGACUUUCAGCUGAAGCGCUGUGUGUCAGUUCACUGACAAUGAGGAAGAGACAGCUCUCAUUUAGCAUGGAUUUGGGCGUGUGAUUGUACAGUGUGUGUGUGUGUGUGUGUUUUGCAUGUAAUAUUUGCUUAGGAGAGUUUCUGCUGAGGCUGAAACUAAAGAUGGAUUCACGAUAUGGCCCCAGGUAACAACUCUAUCUUCCAUCUCACAGUCUCACUGUUAGAGGACACAGAAGAGACUGUUUCAGUCCGCGCACAAAGCCCAACAGUUUAUGUCCAUAUGUGUGAGUUGAUUUUAUAUUUCUGUAAUAAAAAUGUAUUUUUAAUGUAUUUUAACACCAAAUAUUCCAUCAUGUGUCUGCUUUUCAAAUAGAUUUGUAUUGCCUCUUAGUUUCAAACAUUUUUGUAUAUUGUAUAUGAGAAUCAACAGCCUGUACGAUCCUCUGCAUGUCAAACAAAGAGCCAAAGGAUCUCUUUACUGUGUGUGUGUGUGUGUGUGUGUAAGACACCCUGAGGGAACAUGAGUACAACCUACAACUGUUGUAGGAUGUUUGUUUCCAGAUCAGCAGGAUGUGUGUUUUUUGUGUAAAAAUCAAACAUUUCUCUAACUCACCUCCAUGUGUUCAAAGUUUAACACAUUUUUUUAAACUUUGUUGUUGUUUAAAUGCUGUGAAAAGAGCUGACGUAUAAGAUAAGAGGCUUUGUUAGAUGUCUUAUUGUAGUGCUUAAAUUGCAAAUGUGUCGAAGAUUUCAAUAAAAACCAUAUA
Molecule: messenger RNA, 1950 nt
Organism: Chelmon rostratus (copperband butterflyfish)
Lineage: Eukaryota; Metazoa; Chordata; Actinopteri; Chaetodontiformes; Chaetodontidae
Product: claudin-3-like
Exons: 1
Coding region: 143-793 (216 amino acids)
Biological process (GO): cell adhesion; bicellular tight junction assembly
Cellular component (GO): bicellular tight junction; plasma membrane
Molecular function (GO): structural molecule activity
Source: RefSeq, a predicted model, not a curated record